GCCGGAAUUAUGAAUUGCGAAAAAAGAGGGUUUGGAAGGAAUGGAUUGGAUGAGGAGUCCCAAUUCCUCGUCUGGAAGAGUUGUUGAGAACGGGUAGAUCUGGUGGCUAUAUCGGAGUAAUUGGAGGUUAAUGGUGGGUGAUAAGAGGUGAAUGGGAGUUGACUUAAAGGACUAAAUUCUCCCCAAUCACAUCCUAAACUACGACUUCCAGGCCGGCGAAACUCGCUUCCACCGAUACCAACCAUCAUAAUGUUGUCGUUGUCCUCCGUCCUUGUUGGACUUACAUCCCUAACCACACUCACCUCUGCCGCGUGUACGCGCGACCUUCUGGUGGAUACGGCCGCAAAAUGGGUCUAUCUCCAAUCUUCAGGAGAUCAUGGGCAAUUCGACAAUCUUAGUUACAACCUCACAUAUCUCGAGAAUAACAAAACCUCCUCAAUUCUCUCUGGCCAGCCCGCCUGGCCCGUAAACAUCGCCUUCAAUCGUUCCGUAUACGACACUACGCUCUGCAAAAUCUUCACCGAGCUGAUCGUCACCGAUCCGACACACCCGAUGGUGUUUGCCACGCAAUUGUAUCUCGACGAGGAGGGAAGCGUAACCAAAAUCGACAGCUUGGUGACGGACAAAGGAGAUUGGGCAUUCAAUGCAACAGGAUAUAUGUACUGGAACAGUCUGGAGAAUUGGGAUCCCAUCCCACCCUCUAAGCGCCUAUCCCGCGCCACUCUCCAAGCCGCUGCUGACGCCUACGCCGACCGCUGCAACAACGUCUCCGUCAUUGUCCCUUUUGGAACUCCCUGCGCUCGUCUUGAAGGCGGUGCAUACACCGGCCGCGGAAAUCUCACCGCAAAUACGUGCAACAUCGGUGGAUUACCGGAACAUGUAGAGAUGUCGAAUAGAAGGUACGUGAUUGAUGAGGAGAUGGGGACUGUGGAUAUUUUCCUCGGAUUCCAGGGACUAGAUCGAACGAGGCCGAAGGAAGGGACUCCGGAUAGUCAUUUUUUUAGGAUUGAGGAUGGGAAGAUUAGGUACAUUCAUACUGUCAGUGCCUGUUGGGUUGAUGGAUGUGGGAUGAAUGGGACGGGGAUUCCGACGCCGAGAAGGAGAUGA
Lindgomyces ingoldianus is the source of this 1107-nucleotide messenger RNA. RefSeq lists its product as uncharacterized. Lineage: Eukaryota; Fungi; Ascomycota; Dothideomycetes; Pleosporales; Lindgomycetaceae. The record is from RefSeq and is a predicted model, not a curated record. The transcript has 2 exons. Bases 250 to 1107 code for a protein of 285 amino acids.